AUGGAUUAUUUAAUAAUUAGUCGAUUAGAAGAUUUACCUGUGGAAGUUUUGACAGAUAUAUGUGUUUAUUUUACAGCUGGUGAAAUCUAUUUUGCAUUCUCUCAGUUUGUGACACAGAAGUAUUUAGAUUCUUCUGUUCUCUCUUUCUUUUACUCAUUUAAUAAAAUCUUCAUCCAGUUUCGUGAAUCACAUACACAUUGUCAAUCGUAUUCUAUCAAUGGUAGAAAUCGUUUAUUUGAAGUUUAUUCAACAUUAGAUAAUGAGUGGUAUUCUCGUUAUUAUAAUGAAAUCGAAAAUAUCAUUCGUCCUGUUAUUUGUUCUCGAUUACAAUCAAUAACUUUACCAGUUACCUCACCUAAACUAACAGAACUCAUAUUUCGUGGUGAAUUUCCUCGUUUAGGAACCUGUCAUCUUGAUUUACCUCUUGAACUUUUUUGUGUUAUUUUCGACUAUCUCGCUCCUCAUGACCUACUUCGUGGUUUCAGAAAGCUUAAUAAACGAUUCACCACCAUGGUCAAACAACAACCAUUAUGUUUACCAAAUAAUCGAAUGAUGAACUUUAAACUUUAUCAUACUUAUUUGAUGCAAAUUCUACCGAAGAAUUCUUCAAAAAUUGUUUAUCUUCAUCUAUCGGAACGUCGUGCUCCAGAUGCGGUCGAUUGGUUUGUUAAUAAAGUACCAUUAAAUGAACUCGUCUGGCCCUUACUGAAGGCUGUUACUAUCGAAGAUAUUCCAUGUCAUCUUUUUGAAACAUUACUAAAUGAUUCUUCAAUACUGUCUGGUAUUCACUCAUUUUCAUUCGAUAUAAGUUAUGAACGAUAUUAUCAUUAUGAUUACGAAGGACUUGAUGAUUAUGCCAUUAUUAUUCCACUUCUCAAUCGAUUACGUGAAUUACGAUCACUAUACUUAAAAAUUGGAUAUCGUAUGGAGAAGAAUUAUACUGCUAUGUUCAUUAAACAUUGUCAUCCUAUGAACAUCCAUCAAAAUUUACAAUCAUUAUUGAUUGAUGAAUGUUCAACCGAAUUAUUGAUCGAAUUACUCGAUGAUGGUCAUCUUCCACAAUUACGUCGAUCGAAAAUUACUCUCUCAUAUAAUCAUAAUUUUGGUAUGAUGAGCGAACCACCAAGUCCAAUACCAUUGAAACAAGUAUUCGCACCCGAAUUAUGUCAUAUUAAUAUCAAACUCUCCGGAGGUCUGUUUUGGGUUUUAAAUUAUUUUGAAGAUCUUCAACGUCAUCAUCAACUUGAACAAUUGAACAUUUCGGGACAUGUAAAAUUUAGUAUGAAUGGUGGUUUACCGCGAGUAGUCGAACUCCAACGAUGGUUAACCUUAACGAAUUCUAAGGUAUUUACAUUUAAAUUAAAAUUGGAUGUACAUUAUAUUCAUGGUCCUGAACAAGUUUAUAAAGAGGUAUUCGCCGAAUAUCGACAAGCUACCGGUGAUAAUUGGUCAGCGAGGUAUGGAACAAUAAAUAUUUCUUAUCCAGAAAUGUCUUUUUCAUAUCCAAUGAUGAAGAUCGAUGAUAUUGAUCAAGAAGAUUCAGACAGUAAUAAUACAACAAAUAGUAGUUAUUACAUUCAAGAUGAUCCAGUGGACGACAAUGUGGAAGAAAUGAAUAUAUACGAAUUGGACUGUGUGAAGGAUGAAAUACGAGCAGUAUCUCGUUGGCAUCGUCUGAAGAAAAUCAACCUUAGAGACAAUAUUCCAGAUGAUAACGGUGUGGUUGGUGAUAAUAUUCCACAUUUACUUCAUAUUGCUCAACGUUCACCACGUUUACGAGAGCUUUAUAUCCAUGAAAAUCUGGAUUAUGGUCGUGUUCUUUCAUCGAAUAUUCAACUUGGGAUUUUACUUGCAUCGCAAUUGGAAGUUGUUUACUUUACUGCCGAUAAUGGUAGUAGUUCUCUUGGUGAUCUUGUUCGAAUUGUGGAUGCUCUUUUUGCUAAUUCAACAUCAUCACCUCGUUUAAAACAAUUAACUUUAAACGUGGAUGGACAUCCAAGUUCAUGGGUAUCAACUCGUCAUCUUGUUCGUUGGAUUGGUAAAGUCUUCAAACGCUUUCCAGCGCUGAUUCACUUCACCUUAUAUUGUCAACACAUUGAAGCUUUUAAAGAUAGUAUCUACAGUUUAUCAGAAUUGGCUUCUGAAUGGUACGCUAUAUCGAAAUCAACACAAAAAAAUUGGAAUCGUUCGUUGGUUUAUCGACAUAAACCACAUUCACUUGAUAUUUGGUUGUAA
Messenger RNA from Rotaria sp. Silwood2, 2235 nucleotides. NCBI's taxonomy places the organism in Eukaryota, Metazoa, Rotifera, Eurotatoria, Philodinida, Philodinidae. The record is from the annotation of a GenBank genome assembly.